Pelecanus crispus (Dalmatian pelican) is the source of this 453-nucleotide messenger RNA. Lineage: Eukaryota; Metazoa; Chordata; Aves; Pelecaniformes; Pelecanidae. The record is from RefSeq and is a predicted model, not a curated record.
GGAAAGUUUUAUCUGGUUAUUGAGGAGCUGAGCCAGCUGUUCCGCUCCCUUGUCCCCAUCCAGCUGUGGUAUAAAUACAUCAUGGGAGAUGAUCCAUCCAGCAGCUACUUCCUAGGUGGGAUCCUGAUCAUCCUGUAUAGUCUCUGCAAGUCUUUUGACAUCUGUGGUCGUGUGGGAAGUGUCCGGAAGGCACUGAAGGUCCUUUGCACCCCACAGACCUAUGGAGUUCGUGCUACCAGUCAGCAGUGCAGUGAGGCAGGUGACAUCUGUGCCAUUUGCCAAGCAGAAUUCAGGGAACCUUUGAUCCUUAUGUGCCAGCACGUGUUUUGUGAAGAAUGCCUCUGCCUCUGGUUCGACAGGGAGAAGACCUGUCCUCUUUGUCGUUCUGUCACAGUAGAAACCCUGCGUUGCUGGAAAGAUGGCACCACCUCUGCUCAUUUCCAGGUGUAUUAA